ACCCAGACAUCGUGCGUUACGCGAUCUCUAUUAAGUUCUACUUUAUCAUACAUCUACAACUUUCUUUCAAGUUUACCCUACUUCAACUUCUGGCUGUCUGCCAAACCCCCAAUCUUUCCACCCUCAGCUUUCGCUUAUACCAACACCCAUUCGAUGGGAGAAACCGAAUCUAAAUCCGCGAAUGGUGCAGUUCACGCCACUACCACGUCGGACUCGUCGACCGUCGCUGCCGGUCAGGACGACCAGCCUCCUAUAGCGGAGCCCCCCGACCUAGCUAUAGAGAAGCCAAUCCUUCCCCACACGCUCUCUGCUCAUCGCGUCGCUCAGGACCUCAAGUCCGACGUCGACGAUGGUUUGAGCAGCGAGGAGGCUGCCGCCCGACUUGCUCGGGAUGGCCCUAAUUCCAUCAAAGGCGCCAAGGGUAUCUCCCUCUAUGAGAUCUUUAUCCAGCAGGUUGCCAAUGCCUUGACUGUCGUCCUCAUCGCCGUGACCGCUCUGUCCUUUGCUAUCUCGGACUACAUUGAGGGUGCCGUCGUCGCCGCCGUCAUUGUACUCAACAUCGUUGUCGGGUAUGUCUUUGCUGCGUCAAAAGCUCAGUUAAUCUGCUCGAGCUGUCGCUUGCUGUUGCUACAACUCCCCACUUCGUUGUUGCACUUUGCUACACCUUCUGUUCCUUGUUCCUGCUGCCAUACGGUGAAGCCUGUGAUUUUGCCAUGCACCAUCCAGUCGCUCUACGCCCUUUCCACUCCCAAGUGUAAGGUCAUCCGCGAUGGCCAGAGUGAAACCGUCAAGGCAGAAACUCUUGUCAAGGGUGACAUUGUCUCCCUGGCCACUGGCGAUGUUGUUCCUGCCGAUUUGCGUCUGGUCCAAGGUAUCAACGUCUCUACCGAUGAGGCACUUUUAACCGGUGAAUCGAUCGCCAUCAGCAAGAAGCCUGAUGUCAUCUUUACCGACCCUGAUAUGCCCAUGGGAGACCGUAUCAACCUGGCCUACUCCGGAAGCUCUGUCACUCGUGGUCGAGCUACUGGUAUUGUUAUCGCUACUGGUAUGGAGACUGAGGUCGGCCAAAUCGCCGAACUCUUGCGCAAGAACAAGAACGAUGAUACUCAGAGGACCGGUGUUAACCGUCUCGCAUGGAAGUUCUACCAGUUCAGCCGCAGAAUCCUUGGUCUCGAAGGCACCCCUCUUCAGGUCACUCUUAGCAAGUUUGCCCUGCUGCUAUUCGCCUUUGCCAUUCUUCUCGCCAUUAUCGUCUUUUCAGUCAGUCUCUGGAAAAUUACCGAUGAGGUUCUUCUUUACGGAAUCUGCGUUGGUGUCGCCGUUAUUCCUGAGUCCCUUCUUGCCGUCUUGACUGUCACCAUGGCCGUCGCCACCAAGGCAAUGGUCCGCGGUAAUGUUAUUGUUCGACAGAUGCCUUCUCUUGAGGCCGUUGGUGGUGUCACCAACAUCUGCUCCGACAAGACCGGCACACUGACUCAAGGACGCAUGAUCACCCGAAAGGUCUGGCUCCGUGGCGAUCUCCAAGGUACCGUUGAAGGUACCGCCAACCCAUAUGACCCUUAUAGUGGUACUGUCAAGUGGUCCGCUGAUCUGGCUGGAAGCUACUUGAACACCUUCCUCAAGGUCCUCACUCUCUGCAACAACUCUACAGUUAGCGAUGGCAAGAAGGAGCCCGAGACAGAUUCCAGCAGCAUCAUUACGUCUGAGGACACCGAAUGGAAGGCCGUUGGUGAGCCGACCGAAAUUGCACUCAAGGUUUUCGCCAUGAGAUUCGGUCGCAACACCACUGGGGGUGACAUCCUGGUGGCCGAGCAUCCUUUCGAUUCUUCCUGCAAGCUCAUGAGUGUCGUCUACGGCAACGAAAUUGAGCAAACCCGACACGUCUAUACCAAGGGUGCUGUUGAGGUUCUUCUCACUAAACUUUCCGAAACCGAAGAAUUCAAGAAAGAAAUUCUUCUCAAGGCAGAGGAACUCGCUAGUCAAGGUCUGCGAGUGCUUUGCAUUGCCACCAAGCCUAUGAAUGGCGACGUUCAGGACUGCCAUGAUCGUGCCAAGGUCGAAGACGACCUCCAGUUUGUCGGUCUUGCUGGUCUCUAUGACCCUCCCCGUCCCGAGACUGCUGGUGCCGUGGCUCAAUGCCGUGCCGCCGGUGUUACUGUCCACAUGGUUACUGGUGAUCACAUCAAGACUGCCACUGCCAUUGCUUACGAAGUUGGUAUCCUCAACAAGGACAUUCGUCUCAAGUCCAACACCGUCAUGGCAGCCGCCGACUUUGGCGCUCUCAGUGACGACCAGAUUGAUGCUUUGGAUGAACUCCCCGUUGUCCUCGCUCGUUGCAGCCCCCUGACCAAGGUCCGCAUGAUUGAAGCUCUUCAUCGCCGCAAGGCUUUCUGUAUUAUGACUGGUGACGGUGUCAACGAUUCCCCCGCCCUCAAGCAGGCUGAUGUCGGUAUUGCCAUGGGAGACCGUGGUAGCGAUGUUGCCAAAGAGGCCGCUGACAUGGUCUUGACCGACGACAACUUUGCCUCUAUCGUUACCGGUAUCCAGGAGGGUCGACGACUUGCCGACAACAUCCAAAAGUUCCUUUUGCAUCUUCUCACCUCCAAUUUGGCUCAGGUUGUUCUGUUGCUCAUUGGUCUUGCUUUCAAGGAUGUUAACGGAACCGCCGUCUUUCCUCUUUCCCCUCUCGAGAUUCUUUGGGCCAACCUUGUCACCUCAUCGCCUUUGGCUCUUGGUCUCGGUUUGGAGGAGGCUUCCCCUGAUAUCCUUCGCCGACCCCCUCGCAGCUUGCGCAGUGGUGUCUUCACCUUUGACCUCGUUCGCGAUCAGCUCGUUUAUGGAUUCUGCUCAGGCUCUCUUUGUCUGGCCGCUUUCAUGAUUGUCAACUACGCUUCGUCUGGUCAGGGUUACUACAACAUGGUCCCUCACUGCAACGAGAGCGGAACCGAGGGCUGUGACCUCGUCUACCGUGCCCGUGCUACAACCUUUUCCACCUUGGCCAUUUUGUUGUUGGUCACAGCUUGGGAGGUGAAGCAUUUCCACCGCAGCUUGUUCAAUAUGGAUGAGCAUGCUUCGGGUCCCUUUUCCGUGUUCAAGACCAUCUACCACAACAAGUUCCUCUUUUGGUCCGUUGUUGCUGGUUUCGUCAUGAUUUUCCCCAUUGUCUACAUCCCCUACCUCAACACUGAGGUGUUCAAGCACAAGGGUCUCACAUGGGAGUGGGGAGUUGUGGCCGGCUGUGUCAUCGUCUACGUUGCUCUUAUCGAGACUUGGAAGGCGAUGAAGAGACGGUUCAACUGGGGCAUUGACACCCACCCCAUCACCCAGGGCCAGGUUGACGUUUAAGUGGCAUAAAGUGGUGAAUGAAAAUCGGUGCUGUAGGUGCAGAUAGUCGAAGCUGGAGGACAGGUUUUGGGAUAUGCACACGGUCUUGAAAUUGUUUGGUAUUAUACUUAUUGUUAUUAUCCUCUAGUCAAUAUAUUUCCUGUCG
Fusarium graminearum PH-1 is the source of this 3490-nucleotide messenger RNA. RefSeq lists its product as uncharacterized. Gene Ontology annotation, molecular function: ATP binding; ATP hydrolysis activity; P-type calcium transporter activity. The record is from RefSeq and is a predicted model, not a curated record. Gene Ontology annotation, cellular component: plasma membrane. Lineage: Eukaryota; Fungi; Ascomycota; Sordariomycetes; Hypocreales; Nectriaceae. Bases 154 to 3345 code for a protein of 1063 amino acids. The transcript has 3 exons. Gene Ontology annotation, biological process: calcium ion transmembrane transport; intracellular calcium ion homeostasis.